Sphaerulina musiva SO2202 is the source of this 1343-nucleotide messenger RNA. RefSeq lists its product as uncharacterized. The transcript has a single exon. The record is from RefSeq and is a predicted model, not a curated record. NCBI's taxonomy places the organism in Eukaryota, Fungi, Ascomycota, Dothideomycetes, Mycosphaerellales, Mycosphaerellaceae. The coding region runs from base 24 to 851 and encodes 275 amino acids.
GUCUGGGCCACCGAUACAGAGCGAUGGCGACCUCACAACAAGCCCGAUACACCUCCUUCCCGCCGAUGAAAAUCCAGAGGUCAGCGCAAAUUUCGCAAAAGGACGCACAACCAAUCCUCGCAAAUUUUCUCGAACGCACCAAAACGAAGCCACAUCUCCACCCCGACGCGUGGCUCGCGACUGAAGGAGUACGAUGGGGUCCAAAGGGAGGACCGAACGGUGGUUGGGCGAUUCACCACCUGAAGCGCAUUGAAUCGGGGAUGCGAGGCGUCAGCUUGAUGCCAGAAAGUAAAGACGAGCUUGUCGCAAAGUUUGGUGAUGAAGCCAUUCAACACGGCAUCAACAGUAGUGAUCCGAAUCAGCUAGGCGAUGACACUGCGCUGGAUGAGUCGAUUACGAAGACUGAAUCGCAUCAUGUGGAAGAGCCGAUCGAUCUCUCUGGUAAAUCUGGCAAAGACUUGACUCCUGCGGAGAAGAAAGCUAGAAAGGAAGCGAAGAAGAAGCGCUCGUUACAGGAACAGGCCGAUGGAGAACGAGCGAGUAAGCGAAAGAAAGAGCCGGGAGUCAAGAGCGAAGCUAUGGACCUCGACAACGAUCCAGAUGCGCAGUCGAAGGAGUCGUACGAGCGAGAGCAGAAGAUUCUGGAGGGUGAAGUGGGCGAACGUGAAGGCGCCCCGUCUUCCAAGCAGAACAUACCAGAACCAACCCUUGUCACGCAUGAUGCCGAUGGAAAGGUCGAUGUGCCCAAGGAAGCUCGCACUGCAGAGGAGAAGGCUGCUAAGAAGGCUGCUAAGAAAGCACGACGGGACGAGUCCAAGACGAGUAAAAAAGAUCGUAAGGCUGCAAAGUAGGCCAUGUCGAGUUGUUGGGAAUCUAUCAGAGCGUCUCAGCUUGCUCCUACAGCGAGUAUUCCGACAGCCACGACUGGACGCGCCGCUGAGAGGGUCGAGUCUGCCGAUCGCCCUGAUCUUGAAUGGGUUGGGCCGUUAUUAUCACGACCGGAUUACAUCAAGCAACUCAACAAAGCGAUUCCGGAGAGCAUGGACAGCCUCGACAAUAGCGACGUCAGUGGUCGAAGAUGGUAUGGAACAACUCAAGCGACAAGAAAGAACAAGGGCGAGACAUUCCAAGACAAGGCCAUACGUGAGGCAUCAGAAGCUGUGAUCGAGCCAUUGCAGUGCCACGAAUCGCCAGGCGAGCCUACCGCAAGGAAAUCAGGGCAACCAUUGAAGCACCGCAAGCAGAAGCUGUUACUCUAAGACCCAAUUCCAGGGCACAUGCACGACCUAGCACUCUCAGUCAUUCUGAUCUGGACGAAGUACGGAAGAAGAAGAAGAAGAAGA